CGUUUGCGGGUGGUAGCGGGAAAACCAGUCGCCCCCUAAAUUAACAAGGUGACUAACAACCUCAAACUACAACAGUACAAUAUAUAUACACACUAUCGCAUGCUGUAGAACUAUGUUCUCAUUUGUUUAAUUAGUUUUCAUUUAGGAGAUGGUUUUGCAAUCAGUGUAAAGGCAAUGUAGCUAGUAAAGCCACUGCAUUACCAGCCCAAUAAAGCAUUUGCUCUUAACAAGCAAUUAAAUAUUUUAGGGUGUGGGAAGUUUUUUUUGACUGAUAUGGCAAUUUUAGGGUGUGGGAAGUUUCAGUGUAAAAAUACCAAUCAAUAAAAUAUAAUUGUAUUCUCUCUAUUGGAGUGGAAAGAGAUUAGCCAGAACAUAACAACCAAACUCCAACCGAUCAACUAUUGGUUGUGGAUACUAUUGAUGAUAUCAAUUUUUUUUUGAAACCCUGAUCAAAUUUAUUUAUUUAUAAAAAUACAAAGCUAUGUAUGAAUUUCCUUUACAAAAGACAAUAGUGUAAUCGAAUUUGGUCUCUUGUCUGCUUUGCCGUACUUAGAUAGAUCAGGGAUGAUAGUGAUGAAUGCAAACCACCUGGCUACGUCAAACUAUUGAAAGAACCAUAAAAACUUAAUUAGUGAAUUAAAAUUUUCAAACCAAUCGUUACUAAAACAUAAAAUGUAUUAUUACUUUGGUACCAUAGUGGUUGUCAUUUUACAAUUUUGUUUUAUAACAUUGUUCCCUCUCCCUCGUAUAUAUUUUUCUUUCUCAUAUACUGGUUUAAAAGCAAUCAUGUUGUUUAAACGCAAAAUAAGAUAUAUUGUGUUUUUUUCACAUCAGAUAUAUUGUGUUUUUAGUUUGAAAUUUGGUGGAAGAAAAAUAUGAACCAUAUAUUUUGGUAAUAAUGCAGGUUGAUUCCGAACCCAAAAAGAAGAUCGAAGACUCAUUUUAGCAAUAUUUCUCUUGUGGAAAUUAUGUACUUUGUUUUUACAAAUAUUUUAUUUUGCCCAUGACCAAUAAAUUUGACCCAUGAAUUGUUCCUAAUGCAAUAAAAUUGAAUUAGAGCCACAAAACCUGACUUGUCGCCCAAAAAGUCCACGAAACAUCAUAUUAUUGGUGAAUUAUUUUUAUUAAUGGAGUCAACGUUCUAUGUCAUGGGAGCCUUGUAUGUUUUAUCUUUCCUUAUUAUAGGAGGAAUGGCAUCCUCUUUCCAUCGUACUAAUGGAUUCUUCCUUAUUCCGUACCAUUUUUGUUACUGGAAUAGGCUUCUUAGCACUCUAUAUAUCCAAUCAAGAAAAUAGAGAACACGAUUCUUUUUCUUCCUCUUCUUCAUUACGCCUCUCAUCACCUUCACUUUGUUUGUCCAAUAACUGGACACAUGAUGUCUUUCCAAGCUUCCAUGGUGAAGAUGUCCGCAAAGACUUUUUAAGUCACAUUCAAAAGGGCUUUGAGAGAAAAGGAAUCAGGCAAUUCAAUGACAAUGAGAUGGAGAGAGGAGAAUCCAUAUCUUUUCAACUUGUAAGGGCGAUAAGAGGAUCUAAAAUCGCGGUGGUCUUGUUCUCCAAGAACUAUGCUUCUUCAAAAUGGUGUCUUGAUGAAUUGGUGGAAAUUAUGAAGUGCCGGCGAGAGUUUGGUCAGAUAGUGAUAGCGGUUUUCUAUAAGGUGGAUCCAUCUGAUAUACGCAAGCAAACCGGAGAUUUUGGGAAGGUUUUUCGAAAAACUUGUGCAGGGAAAACUAAUGAGGAAAUCAGGAGAUGGAGAGUAGCUUUGGCAGAAGUAGCCGCAAUUGCUGGUUAUCAUUCAAGCAACUGGGAUAAUGAAGCAGAUAUGGUAGAGAAUAUAGCCACUGAUGUUUCAAAAAAGCUGACUCAGUUCAGGAGAUCAAUUGAUUUCAAUUACGACUUAGUUGGCAUGGGAAGUCAUUUGGAAGAGAUGAGACGAUUGUUAUACUUAGAUUCGGAUGAAGUGAGGAUGAUAGGCAUUUGGGGUCUUCCUGGGGUUGGUAAGAGCACAAUCACUAGAUUCCUUUUUAAACAACUUUCUCAAAGAUUCAAUGUGAGUCUCUAUAUCAAGGAUAUCAACGCACUUUAUACAAGACCAGCGUCUUCUGAUGUGGAAUUUAUGUCUCUACUAACGUACCAUAAUGACAACGAAGUUCUUAACCUAAGAAUUGAAAGAGAGAAGCUGAAACGCAAGAAAGUGCUUGUGGUUAUUGAUAACGUCGACAGAUCGGUGCAACUAGAUGCAAUGAUGAAAGAAAGUCCAUGGUUUGGUCCUGGAAGUCGGGUUGUCGUCGCGGUACAAGAUAGGGACGUUUUGGAGGCGCUUAGGAUUGGUUAUGUUUAUAGAGUGGCUUUGCCAUCAGAUUAUGAAGCCAUGCAAAUCUUUUGUAUGGCUGCUUUUGGUCAAAAGUUCCCCAAAGAUGGUUAUGAGGAUCUUGCAAGAAGAGUAUGCAAUAUUGCUGGUAGGCUUCCUUUGAGACUGAAAAUCAUGGGUUCUUAUUUCAGGGGAAUGUCCAAGCAGGAGUGGAUUGAUAAGAUUGAUCCACUUUGAAAAAUGAAAGCAGCUUAUUCAUGUCUGGGAAAAAGUAUCUGGAAGCAACAUGAUGUUUUAUUUAUUUUUAUUAAAAACAAAAAACAUCAA
Molecule: messenger RNA, 2637 nt
Organism: Brassica napus (rape)
Lineage: Eukaryota; Viridiplantae; Streptophyta; Magnoliopsida; Brassicales; Brassicaceae
Product: probable disease resistance protein RPP1
Exons: 2
Coding region: 1216-2547 (443 amino acids)
Biological process (GO): defense response; signal transduction
Molecular function (GO): ADP binding
Source: RefSeq, a predicted model, not a curated record